CACACACUGUGCCAAUAUGGCGGCUCCCAGAUCCUAAUUCGGGAAACGUGCAUCCAGACUGUUCAGCUCUCUGUGCCUAAAGAAAUUUGGUGGGCAGAAGCGACCGUGGAUGACCCAUGCGAGAAUUGUUCUGUGGCUGAGCCUCACUCUCCGCUCCACCCGCAGCCUUUGUAGAGCCCAUUUUGUGGAGUGGCAGCCCCCAAAGCCCCCGAAUCCUGGAGCAAUGGAGAACGGUACUGGGCCCUGCAGAGAAGAGCGCCCACCCACGGCCCAGGAGACUACAGUCACCGAGGGGGCCGCCAAGAUCGUUUUCCCCAGCUCCAACGAGGUCUUCUACAACCCGGUGCAGGAGUUCAACCGCGACCUGACAUGUGCUGUGAUCACCGAGUUUGCUCGCAUUCAGCUUGGGACCAAAGGAAUCCAGAUCAAGGUGCCAGGUGAGAAGGACCUGCAAAAGGUGGUUGUGGACUUGUCCGAGCAAGAGGAGGAAAAGGUUGACUGGAAAGAUGGUGAAAACCUGGCCCCAGGAGAUAAACCUCAAAUAGCUGUCGUCGGGGAGAUCUGUGAGGAAGGCCUGCGUGUCCUGGAGGGCCUGGCAGCUUCAGGCUUGCGUUCCAUUCGAUUCGCCCUGGAGGUGCCUGGGCUCCGAUCUGUGGUUGCCAAUGAUGCCUCUGCCCGGGCUGUGGACCUCAUGCGCCAUAAUGUGCAGCUCAAUGGUGUGGCCCAUCUGGUACAACCCAACCAGGCAGAUGCUCGGAUGCUGAUGUACCAGCACCAGAAGGUAUCAGAGCGGUUUGAUGUCAUUGACCUGGACCCCUAUGGCAGCCCCGCCCCCUUCCUGGACGCAGCUGUGCAGGCUGUGAGCGAAGGAGGGUUGCUGUGUGUCACCUGCACGGACAUGGCAGUGCUGGCCGGGAACAGCGGGGAGACAUGCUACAGCAAGUACGGGGCUAUGGCCCUCAAGAGCCGGGCCUGCCAUGAGAUGGCCCUGAGGAUCGUCCUGCACAGCCUGGACCUCCGCGCCAACUGCUACCAGCGCUUUGUGGUGCCGCUGCUCAGCAUCAGCGCAGACUUCUACGUGCGUGUGUUUGUGCGCGUCUUCACGGGCCAGGCCAAGGUCAAGGCCUCAGCCAGCAAGCAGGCGCUGGUCUUCCAGUGCGUGGGCUGUGGAGCCUUGCACCUUCAGCGCCUCGGCAAAGCAGCAGGAGCCUCUGGUGGCCGGGUCAAGUUCUCUGCAGCCUGUGGUCCCCCUGUGAGCCCCGAGUGUGAGCACUGUGGGCAGCGACACCAGCUUGGUGGUCCCCUGUGGGCAGAGCCCAUCCACAACCUGGAUUUUGUGGGCCGCGUCCUGGAGGCUGUGAGCACGAACCCUGAGCGCUUCCACACCUCAGAGCGGAUUCGGGGAGUCCUGAGUGUCAUCACUGAGGAGCUCCCGGAUGUGCCCCUGUACUACACGCUGGACCAGCUGAGCAGCACCAUCCACUGCAACACGCCCAGCCUCCUCCAGCUACGGUCGGCCCUCCUCCAUGCUGGCUUCCGGGUCUCACUCUCCCACGCCUGUAAGAGUGCAGUGAAGACGGACGCCCCCUCCACAGCUCUCUGGGACAUAAUGCGCUGCUGGGAGAAAACGUGUCCUGUGAAACGGGAGCGACUGUCCGAGACCAGCCCAGCAUUCCGCAUCCUCAGUGUGGAGCCCAGGCUGCAGGCCAACUUCACCAUUCGGGAGGAUGCUAACCCCAGCUCGCGCCAGCGGGGACUCAAGCGCUUUCAGGCCAACCCGGAGGCCAACUGGGGUCCCCGGCCCCGAGCUCGGCCAGGGGCCAAGGCAGCCAGCGAAGUGCUGGAGAGACGCAGGCUCCUCCAGAAUAAGCGGAAGGACCCCCCUGAGGAUCGGGCCCAGCGCGCUGCUCGCCUAAAGACAUUUCCUUGUAAAAGGUUCAAGGAGGGCACCUGUCAACGAGGAGACCAGUGCUGCUACUCACACAGUCCUCUGCCCGGAGCCUCAGCUGAUGCCACCCCCACAGACUGCCCAGAGACCCCCCCAACCAGAACCCCCCUAGACCUGGGACCCGCUGCUGGGCCAGGUGUAGACUGAGCCAAUAAAGACGUCAUUUUCUGCUGA
Messenger RNA from Marmota monax (woodchuck), 2122 nucleotides. It is a transcript of the gene Trmt1, whose product is annotated as tRNA methyltransferase 1. Gene Ontology annotation, cellular component: nucleus. Bases 110 to 2095 code for a protein of 661 amino acids. Gene Ontology annotation, biological process: tRNA N2-guanine methylation. The transcript is spliced from 17 exons. The record is from RefSeq and is a predicted model, not a curated record. NCBI's taxonomy places the organism in Eukaryota, Metazoa, Chordata, Mammalia, Rodentia, Sciuridae. Gene Ontology annotation, molecular function: metal ion binding; RNA binding.